CUCUCUACUCACCUCUUACUUGCCCUUACCUCAAAGCCGGCCUCCUGAGAGUGGGCUAGAAAGCUGGGUUAGUUUUCAUCUCUCUCCAGGCAACCAAAGGUCUCCAAUUAAUUAUUUACUGCUGAGGUGAAAGGAGAUGACUGGUACUGGUAUGGGAACUGAGUAAAAGCAGGUUUUCAUAGAACAUGAUGAAUUAAUGCUGAAAAUCACAAGUGAAAAAUACCGAAAAGCUGUGUGAAGUAAGAAUAAGUUUUGUUCAAACUUAAGAUGAGUAGAAAUGCUUACACACUGAUUUUUAUUCCAGGAAAGAGUUCUUUAUUCCUGGAAGCGGUUCCAUAAAACAAGAACAUCUCCUGUGGUUAUGAUAACCCAAAGGCUGCAGCGCUCUGUCAACCACAGCACAGAACCUUUACAGAUGCACAGACUGUCUGCAGAGAUUCUCUGCCUCAUUUGGAGGAGACCCAAGAUAAAGGCAUAGAGCCAACAGACUCCCAUAACAGUUCAUCAGAUGUUCAAGGAGAGCAUAGAAAAAUAUGGAUCCCUUGAUGCUUUGGCCAGCAAAAAGAAUGGAAAGUGGGAGAAGAUAACUUUUUCAGAGUAUUAUUGCCUCUCCAGGAAAGCAGCCAAGAGCUUCUUGAAGCUUGGUCUUGAACGAUUCCACAGCGUAGCAAUCCUUGGAUUUAAUUCUCCAGAAUGGUUUAUCUCAGCUGUUGGAGCUGUUUUUGCUGGAGGAAUCGUCACAGGAAUAUAUACAACCAAUUCUCCAGAGGCCUGCCACUACAUUGCUCAUGACAGCAAAACCAAUAUCAUGGUUGUGGAAAAUUGGAAACAAUUAGACAAGAUAAUGCAGAUCUGGAGUCGGUUGCCACACUUGAAAGCUGUUGUACUGUAUAAGGACUCCAUUCCAGAGAGGCAUCCAAAUUUGUAUACGAUGGAAGAGUUUCUGGAGUUGGGAGAUGACAUAUCUGAUACUACUCUGGAUGACGUUAUUAACUCCCAAAAGCCGAAUCAGUGCUGUGUAUUAAUAUACACAUCCGGAACAACUGGGAAGCCAAAAGGAGCCAUGCUGAGUCAUGACAAUAUAACUUGGACAUCAGCACAUUGCAGCAGAGCAGGAGAUAUGCAACCUGCAGAGGUCCAACAGGAGACUAUAGUGAGUUAUCUUCCCCUCAGCCACAUAGCUGCACAGAUAUAUGACCUGUGGACUGGAAUCAAAUGGGGAGAGCAAGUCUACUUUGCUGAGCCAGAUGCUCUGAAGGGCAGCUUGAUCAACACACUAAAAGAAGUGCAGCCAACAUCCCACAUGGGAGUUCCCCGAGUAUGGGAGAAAAUUAUGGAGAAAUUAAAGGAUGCUUUUUCUCAGUCAGGAUUUAUGAAGAAGAAAAUCCUGUCGUGGGCUAUGUCGCUUAGCUUAGAGAGAAACCUAAACUGCUCAAGCAGCAGUGAAUUAAAGCAGUUCUGGACAAGGUUAGCAGACUACUUAGUGCUUGCAAAAAUACGCAAUGCACUGGGUUUUUCUUCUUGUCAGAAGCACUUCUCUGGUGCUGCUCCUCUCAAUACAGAAACACUGUAUUUCUUCCUGGGUCUGAACAUCACCUUGUAUGAGGCCUAUGGGAUGAGUGAGACCACAGGCCCACAUUGCCUGUCUGGGCCCUAUAUUUACAGGCAGCACAGCUGUGGUAAACCAGUGCCUGGCUGUAGAGUGAAAUUGGUGGACGAAGAUUCAGAAGGCAAUGGAGAAAUCUGUUUCUGGGGAAGGACUGUUUUCAUGGGUUAUUUAAAUAUGGAAGACAAAACAAAAGAGGCCUUUGAUGAGGUUGGGUGGCUGCAUUCUGGAGAUUUAGGAAAACUAGACAAGGAUGGCUUUCUCUAUGUCACUGGAAGAAUUAAAGAUUUGAUUAUUACAGCUGGAGGUGAAAAUGUGCCUCCAAUUCCAAUUGAAGAUGCUGUUAAAAAAGAACUUCCAAUUGUUAGUAAUGCUAUGGUGAUUGGAGAUAAAAAGAAGUUUUUGUCAAUGUUGCUUACCCUAAAGAGCAUGCUGGACCCAGAUACGUCUGAUCCCACUGACAUUCUCACUGAGCAAGCUAGAGACUUCUGCCAGAAGGCUGGUAGUAAAGCCACUAAAGUAUCAGAGAUUGUAGCUACAAGAGACCAGGCGAUCUACCAGGCCAUUCAGGAGGGAAUCAACAAAGUCAACAGGAACGCUGCUAAUAGGGUUCACUGUAUUCAAAAAUGGAUAGUCCUGCCAAGAGAUUUUUCCAUUUCUGGGGGAGAACUAGGUCCGACAAUGAAGCUAAAACGACUCACUGUACUUGAGAAAUACAGAAAUGAAGUAAACUCCUUCUAUGAAGAAUAAGAAGUCUUUCAUCCAAGCAUGAAGGAAGAUCUGUGACCUAAAGAAAGUAUUUCCUAAUCAAAAGCAUUAACGAAGAUUAUGCUUGUUUUGGUUUUGUAGUCUAUUGAACUGAACCACUAGAAAACUGCUGUGUCAAUUUAGUUGUUCCUGAUACUCACCUGAUAGUGUGUCCUCUUUUUACAGAAGCAUCUACAGAGUAUCUGUUUUCUAAUACUGUUUUUACUUUAUGCCCUAAAUG
Messenger RNA from Egretta garzetta (little egret), 2594 nucleotides. RefSeq names its product acyl-CoA synthetase bubblegum family member 1 (gene ACSBG1). Gene Ontology annotation, cellular component: endoplasmic reticulum; membrane. Gene Ontology annotation, molecular function: long-chain fatty acid-CoA ligase activity. NCBI's taxonomy places the organism in Eukaryota, Metazoa, Chordata, Aves, Pelecaniformes, Ardeidae. The coding region runs from base 509 to 2356 and encodes 615 amino acids. The transcript has 14 exons. The record is from RefSeq and is a predicted model, not a curated record.